CACCUCACACACUCACUCACACACUCACACACUCACACCCUCCUCCAGCCCCACCGCCCCACCAUGGCCGCCUCCACCCUGUCCGUCUGCUCCAGCGACCUGAGCUACGGCAGCCGGGUCUGCCAGCCCGGGUCCUGGGACUCCUGCCCCAGCUGCUCCCGGCAGGUGGACGACUGCCCAGAGAGCUGCUGCGAGCCCCCCUGCUGCGCCCCCAGCUGCUGCGCCCCGGCCCCCUGCCUGACCCUCCUCUGCACCCCAGCCAGCUGUGUGUGCAGCCCCUGCCAGUCAGCCUGCACCAGCUCCUGCACACCCUCCUGCUGCCAGCAGUCUAGCUGCCAGCCCUCCUGCUGCACCUCCUCCCCCUGCCAGCGAUCCUGCUCUGUGCCCGUCUCCUGCACACCCAUCUGCUCCACACCUGUCUGCUGCAAGCCUGUGAGCUGUGUGCCCAUCUGCUCUGGGACCUCCCCUUGCUCAGACCCCUCAUGCUGCCAGCAGUCUAGCUGCCAGCCCUCCUGCUGCACCUCCUCCCCCUGCCAGCAGGACUGCUGUGUGCCCAUCUGCUGCAGACCUGUCUGCUCUGGGGCCGCCCCCUGCCCAGCCCCCUCGUGCUGCCAGCCCACCCCCUGUCCCCCGUCCUGCUGCAGACCCUCCUCCUGCGUGUCCCUCAUCUGCCGCCCUGUGUGCAGGCCCGCCUGCUGCGUGCCCGUCUCCUCCUGCUGUGCCCCCGCCUCCCGCCAGCCCAACUGCUGCCGCCCAGCCUCCUGCGUGUCCCUGCUCUGCCGCCCUGUGUGCUCCCGCGUGGCUUGCUGCGGCCCUGCCUCGGCCCACAAGUCCUGCUGCUGACUGGGCACGGCCCUCAGGGCCAGCCGGGCUCCAGGUCUCCCCCCGGACUGUGGCCCUCCUAGCCCCUCCUCAGUUUG
This is a messenger RNA of Ceratotherium simum simum (southern white rhinoceros), 920 nucleotides long. The record is from RefSeq and is a predicted model, not a curated record. Lineage: Eukaryota; Metazoa; Chordata; Mammalia; Perissodactyla; Rhinocerotidae.